Gavia stellata (red-throated loon) is the source of this 1906-nucleotide messenger RNA. RefSeq names its product diacylglycerol kinase alpha (gene DGKA). The record is from RefSeq and is a predicted model, not a curated record. The transcript is spliced from 19 exons. NCBI's taxonomy places the organism in Eukaryota, Metazoa, Chordata, Aves, Gaviiformes, Gaviidae. Gene Ontology annotation, molecular function: calcium ion binding; ATP-dependent diacylglycerol kinase activity. Gene Ontology annotation, biological process: lipid phosphorylation; diacylglycerol metabolic process; intracellular signal transduction. Gene Ontology annotation, cellular component: plasma membrane. Bases 75 to 1874 code for a protein of 599 amino acids.
UCACCUUCAAGCUGUACGACAAGGACGGGAACGGGCUCCUGGACAGCUCGGAGGUGGAUCGGAUCAUCACCCAGAUGAUGCGGGUGGCCCAGUACCUGGACUGGGACGUCACGGAGCUGAAGCCGAUCCUGCAGGAGAUGAUGCGGGAGAUCGACUACGACGGCAGCGGGACGGUGUCGCUGGCUGAGUGGCUCCGCGGGGGGGUCACCAACAUCCCGCUGCUGGUGCUGCUGGGCCUGGAGGUGCACAUGAAGGACGACGGGCAGCACAUGUGGCGCCUGAAGCACUUCAACCGCCCCGUGUACUGCAACGUGUGUGAGACGCUGCUGGUGGGGCUGCGCAAGCAGGGGCUGUGCUGCACCUUCUGCAAGUUCACGGUCCACGAGCGCUGCGCCCGCCGGGCCCCCCCCAGCUGCAUCAGCACCUACGCCAAGUCCCGCAAGGAGGCCGGCGUCCAGGCCCACGUCUGGGUGAAGGGCGGCUGCGAGGCCGGCAAGUGCGGCAAGUGCCAGAAGAAGAUCAAGAGCUUCCAGAGCCUGACGGGGCUGCACUGCGUCUGGUGCCACCUGAAGAUCCACGAGGAGUGCCUGCCCCUCGUGCCCCCCGCCUGCGACUGCGGGGUCCUGCGGGACCACAUCCUGCCCCCCGCCGCCAUCUACCCCGUCCUGCUGGAGAGGCAGGACAGCCAGAGGGACGGCAGCGGGACGCCGGUGGAGGAGACGCCGCAGGUCUUCACCACCCCCGAGGGCCAGGCGCUGCGGGUCAGCCCCGUGCCCGACACCCACCCGCUCCUCGUUUUCGUCAACCCCAAGAGCGGAGGGAAGCAGGGGGAGAGGGUGCUGCGGAAGUUCCAGUACCUGCUCAACCCCCGGCAGGUUUAUAACCUGCAGCAGGGAGGACCCACCCCCGGGCUCAAUUUCUUCCGGGAUGUGCCAGAUUUUCGGAUCCUGGUGUGCGGCGGGGACGGCACCGUGGGCUGGAUCCUGGAUGCCAUUGAUAAAGCCAACCUGCCCCACCGGCCCCCCGUGGCCGUGCUGCCCCUGGGCACCGGCAACGACCUGGCCCGCUGCCUGCGCUGGGGGGGAGGGUACACGGGGGAGGACCUGGUGAAGAUCCUGCGGGAGAUGGAGGGCGGCAGCCUGGUGCAGAUGGACCGGUGGCGGCUGCAGGUGCUGCCCGAGGACCCGGCGGCCGCGGGGGACCCGGUGCCCUACGAGAUCAUCAACAACUACUUCUCCAUUGGGGUGGACGCCUCCAUCGCCCACCGCUUCCACGUCAUGCGGGAGAAGUACCCGGAGAAGUUCAACAGCAGGAUGAAGAACAAGCUGUGGUACCUCGAGUUCGCCACCUCCGAGACCAUCUUCGCCACCUGCAAGAAGCUCAAGGAGUGUCUGAGCGUGGAGUGCUGCGGGACCCCCCUGGACCUGAGCGGGGCCCUGGCGGGGCUGGCGGUGCUGAACAUCCCCAGCAUGCACGGAGGCUCCAACCUCUGGGGCGAGACCAAGCGGGCGCUGGGGGAGGCGAGGAGGGCGCUGGGCGCCGGGCAGCCCCCGGCCAUCACCGACGCCGAGACCCUCAAGACCUGCGUGCAGGACCUGAGCGACCAGCGGCUGGAGGUGGUGGGGCUGGAGGGGGUGCUGGAGAUGGGGCAGAUCUACACCGGGCUGAAGAGCGCGGGCAAGCGGCUGGCGACCUGCUCCGAGAUCACCCUGCGGACGCUGAAGCCCCUGCCCAUGCAGAUCGACGGGGAGCCCUGGAUGCAGCCGCCCUGCACGAUCAAGAUCACCCACAAGAACCAGAUGCCGAUGCUCAUGGCCGCACCGCCCCGCUCCUCCAGCUUCUUCGGCCUCAAGAAGGGCCCCCCCGAGUCCUGAGGGGCCCGGGAGGGGGGGGAGAGCCCCCCCGA